UGUUACCCAUCUUGUUUAAACCAAAAUCUUCCAAAUCUUGUGUAAGAACAUUUAGCAGCAACCAGCCCUAGCUCGCCAGUGAUGUUGAUGUUGGCUCCAGCAUCAUUUUCGAAGGAAACGAAGCCCAGGAUACCAUUCGAGUACAAACUGCACCACACAUUCACUGUUUUAGCAUGCAAUGGGGUCUCUAGAAUCUGCUCCGGCAGCACCGCACAUCGAAUAGGCAGUUUUGUUUGUUUACAUACCCAUUAAACCAAACACGAGUAACGUCUGAAAAAAUAAUUCUUUGGCAGCAACCUGCAAAGUUGUGCUUGAUCGAAUGGUCAUCUUCAAAUGAAAUUCCCAAAAUUUGAACACAUUGUUCAUGCUUAUAUUUUUGCAUGAUGAAAUCUGAACAAAUUAUAAAAAAUAAUGUCAAAUCACCCUUUAUUAUUGUUUUGUGUAUUAAGACCAUUUUGAAUUGUUUGGUCUUGUCAUUUUAGGACCAAUCGAACAAGUAUUCUAGGAAUAUGAAAGCAGACUAGUUUGAAUUCAGUAUAGUCUUUAUCUACCAAAUCCUAGCUGUUGUUGGAAUAUAAUGCAAUAUGCAGUAUAAUAAAAUACCUGACUAAAAUGGAGCUUGCUAAAGCAUUAUCGGGCCAAAACAAGGAAACAACCGAAAGAGCCAGCGGCACUGCAUCUAAACCCUCUAUUCCACAGAAUGGGUACGAUUCUUUCUCGUCCGAUAAGGUUGCUGUUAGCUUAUUUGAGCAUCAACGGCCAAGUGUGAAGACCGAGAAUCUGGAGGCCAAAAAGACACAGUCGACUUUAGACAGCAACACAAGCCUGAUCGAUAGCAUUGACGAUGCUAAUUUUGGAAGUGAUUUUUUAACAUUACCCGAUCAAGCAGAAAUGCAUUCGAAGCAGCGCACGAAAACCUACGGUGGAACCAAGUUAUUCGUCUGCGAGGUAUGUGGCAAAGAAUUCUCUCGCAAGUUUUCUCUAAAGGAACACGCUACCAUUCACUCUGGCGAACGCCCAUACAAAUGUGGUGUAUGUGGCAAAGAUUUCUCGCUAAAGCUACGACUGAAGCAACAUAUGAUCAACCACAGUACCGAGAGCCCAUACAAAUGUGAAAUAUGUGACAAAAAAUUUCUUCGUAAUAAUGACCUACAGCGACAUCUACUCAUCCACACAGGUGUGCGCUCAUAUAAAUGUGAAAUUUGCGACAAAGCUUUCACCCUGCCAGGUAACUUGAACACGCACAUACUUAUUCACAGAGGUGAUCGACCGCAUAAAUGCGAGGUGUGUGACAAAGAAUUCAAGCAAAAGAAUUAUCUGCGGCGGCAUGUUAACAUCCACACUAAUGAGCGUACUUACAAAUGUGAAAUUUGUGGCAAAGUAUUUAACAGUCUGUCCACCUUGACCACGCACAAACUCAUUCACAGUAGUGAACGGUCGCAUAAAUGCGAUGUAUGUGGCAAAGGAUUCCUCAACAAAUAUGGUCUGCAGCGCCAUGUUCCCGUCCACACCAACGAUCACCCGUAUAAAUUUGGAAAACAUGUACCCAGCAGAAUAGCAAAACAUUCCCUGCAGUGAACGACUGGUUAAAUGUAAAAUAUGUGAUAAAGUAUU
This is a messenger RNA of Topomyia yanbarensis, 1614 nucleotides long. Its product is annotated as zinc finger protein 92-like. The record is from RefSeq and is a predicted model, not a curated record. Bases 613 to 1578 code for a protein of 321 amino acids. Gene Ontology annotation, molecular function: DNA-binding transcription factor activity, RNA polymerase II-specific; RNA polymerase II cis-regulatory region sequence-specific DNA binding. Lineage: Eukaryota; Metazoa; Arthropoda; Insecta; Diptera; Culicidae. Gene Ontology annotation, cellular component: nucleus. The transcript is spliced from 4 exons. Gene Ontology annotation, biological process: regulation of transcription by RNA polymerase II; central nervous system development.